AUGGAAGAAAUUGUCUCUUCUCUUGAUGUCCUGAAUGACGUGACUUGUACGAAUCUCACGGCUGAGAACCAUGUCGAAGAAGAUAAAAUCGUCCUAGCUAUGACGCAGGUACUAGACUGUCUCCAUCACCAGAUUGCGACAUCGCCAUUGCAUACUGAAGAAUCGUAUCGAAUAAGUGAAGAUGACAAUACGUCAAGAGAGUUUUCCAUGCUGAAAGAAUUUUCACAAGCGUUUUUGUGUUGGCACAAGAAGAUGGAGGCGAUAAAUUGGAGACUUUGGAUGCUGUGGAUGGAGUUGGGUUGUACUCUGGACGUUCUACGUUGCUGUGAGGCGAAUGGAGACAAGGAGGAGAGUUUCUCGGUGCUGAUAUUGACGUCGCGUCCUCCACACGAUUUUCCAACGUCAAAAACGCGCUUUAACAAGGAGAAGCAGGUGAUCUAUAGUCGGGAGUUGUGGGAUGCAGUGGUGGCCAAGCCGCUAUAUGAAGCUCCAGCUGGAGUUGUUAGUCGUGCUGCACCGAGGUUGAUUGAAGCUUUUCUUUACUGGACGACCGCUGCGAUGCGUGGAUACGAAGUAGCAUUUAUUUUCAAUGUUGCUACUCCGCUCCGAGAAUACUUUCAUUCGUCUGCUAAAGUGACAGACAGUCCGGUGCUAACGGAUGCUUGGUUAAUAUAUGGGAAUUCUAAGCAGAGUGCUGCUUUGAUCACGAGCAGCGCUGCAAGUGUAGCUGUCACCGCCGUAAUUCUAAGUGCCUUGACUUUCACUUGUCGCCGACAGGAGGUGGCAGAGUAUCUAGAGUCGUUGAGUGCCGCAACCGUGAAUGAGUUAUCACGUAGACCAUAUCCUCAACCAAACAGUCCUAUUGCUGGAGUCGCUAUAGCACUGGGUCUGGCAAACCUUGACGACGCGCGGCUUUCGAGUAAUCCGGCGGCUGAGUUGCGAUCAGAAAAUGCGACGAUUUUGAGCCAAUUUACGCUGCUGCAACUUCUAAGUUUGCCCCUGAUGUCGACCCGCCUGAAACCAUACGAUGGUGCAACGAUUUUGGAAUAUCAAAUGAAAGUUCAUCAAAGGGUGAAGAUUUUGGUUGCUGAUCCAUCGCAUGCCAUUCUGCAAGAGCAAUUGCUUCGGAUGACGGAAUUGUGCAUCGAGGAAAUGAUCGGGUUUUUUAAUACUUCGCUCGAAACGUACAUUGGCCUAAUACAAGCUAUGCAAUCGGUUCUUCCGAGAGACCUUUUCCGUCAUAAAUUAUUACUUCAACUCCAGUCGCCAGGUGCUCCUGUAGUCCAUGAUGAAGAUUUGCUCGUCUCAGCACCUGAUGUCGUGGAGUUUAUCAGGAAAAUAUAUGAAGGUAUCGCGCCGAUGUUGAAAGUGUUAUCAUCCUGUAAUCUCGUCCGGUCAUUCCUCGCACUAUCUCGAGUGGAGUUUGCACGGAAGGCAAGUGUGUCUCCAACUGCGAAUGCAGCGAUGGAAUCAGUGACGCAACAGUUGGAGCAAGCAUUGGAGCAGUCUGCAACGCCAUCAGAUACCAUUUUUGCGCCAGUCUUGUGCUCCGUUACGAUGCAUUCAAUGACUGUGAACAGUGGAAUUCCACCCGAGAUAGACAUCAUUGCUGGAUGCCAGUCGCUGGCUGUGGGGCUCGUCAUUCAGCGCAGAUUGCGUAUCUUGCUAUUUCAGUGUACACCACUACUCAACGAUGCGCUUUCAGUUGCGUUCUCGGUGCUCUACAAUGUUUUUGAGCCAGCCGAUGCCUUUGGCCAUCGUUUUAUCGGGGUUUGUCUUUCACAUUUAUCGCAGUUCGCUCCGCUGCAAACGGUCUUUCCACAUUACUUGCGACUCACACUGGCCGCAUACCCAGCCAACGCUUCCCGUCAGGCUUUGACCAAGGCAUGCGGAGUAAUUUUCGGAUCUCUCUUUUUUUCUGAAGCUCUCAUGAUGCCAGCCAGGUCUGACAAGACGAUGGUGGAGACAACUCGCCAACUAGUGCUGUGGGCGAUUAGAAAAUGUUGUGAGCGCAGCACGGAUAUACUCGUAGAAGAAGAAAAGGAGGUGGCUAUUGCAUUAGUACCAACGGAAAUUGUCAAGGACAGUGCUAAAGAAAUUAGCAAAGAAACUGUCGCUUCAAGGGAGACAGAUGGACUAUAUCUUGCCGGCUUGGUCUUUGAACUGAUGAAGAUGGCACCGAUGAUCAUCCUGGAAGCUGUCUCAAUGGAAGCUGAACGGCUCCUAUAUCAUUGGAAGAAGAACCCUCGUGUACUACGUGAGUUGAAAAGCGCACUGUUUACGCGGAUCUCACAAAAUUGCGAAGCCGAAAAGCGCGCAUGGUUUGCCACUUGGUACAUCUAUGUCGACAAAUUGUACCCAGUCGAGACAUCGUGUUCCCGCAUGGUGCCAUCUCGUUUGUAG
Molecule: messenger RNA, 2403 nt
Organism: Peronospora farinosa
Lineage: Eukaryota; Oomycota; Peronosporomycetes; Peronosporales; Peronosporaceae
Source: the annotation of a GenBank genome assembly